GGAAGGAGGGCCCAGCUAACUGCUGGGACCCAGACUUCGUGGGGCCUUCCCUCGAGCUGCCUCACCCUCCCCAGGGGCACCCACCUCUCCUCCUUGCUGCCACAGUCAACCUGUUAGGCCGGGCUGGGCAGGUCUGGAGAUGGGCGGGGAGCCUUGAGCCUCUGCACCUCCUCCUCCCCCACCGCCCUGUGCUUGGCACUCAGGCCUCUUCAAGCUGGGCUGCCUGGGUGCCUGAGGCCAGGAAGUUGGGGGGGGUUCCGGGGGGUGACCCCCAAGAAGAGGGCAGCCCCUUCAUUCUUGGCUGACAGGAGCCCUCCCCGGAGCCGGCAGGGUGGGAGUACCCUCCCCAGGGGCCAGGGCCAUGCUGCCUUGUGCCUUCUGAGGCCCCGAAUCAUGGCCCGGUCGCUGACCUGGCACUGCUGCCCCUGGUGCCUGACGGAGGAUGAGAAGACCGCUGCCCGGAUUGACCAGGAGAUCAACAAGAUCCUCCUGGAACAGAAGAAGCGGGAUCGAGGCGAGCUGAAGCUGCUGCUUCUGGGCCCAGGCGAGAGCGGGAAGAGCACGUUCAUCAAGCAGAUGCGCAUCAUCCACGGCGCUGGCUACUCGGAGGAGGACCGCAAGGGCUUCCGGCCGCUGGUCUACCAGAACAUCUUCGUGUCCAUGCGGGCCAUGAUCGAGGCCAUGGACCAACUGCAGAUCCCCUUCAGCAGGCCUGAGAGCAAGCACCAUGCCAGCCUGAUCAUGAGCCAGGACCCUUACAAAGUGACCACUUUUGAGAAGCGCUAUGCAGUGGCCAUGCAGUGGCUGUGGAGUGACGCCGGCAUCCGGGCCUGCUACGAGCGCCGGCGCGAGUUCCAGCUGCUUGACUCAGCAGUGUACUACCUGUCGCACCUGGAGCGCAUCACUGAGGAGGACUACAUCCCCACGGCCCAGGACGUGCUUCGCAGCCGUAUGCCCACCACUGGCAUCAAUGAGUACUGCUUCUCCGUACAGAAAACCAACCUGCGGAUUGUUGAUGUCGGGGGCCAGAGGUCAGAACGCAAGAAGUGGAUCCACUGCUUUGAGAACGUGAUCGCCCUCAUCUACCUGGCCUCGCUGAGCGAAUACGACCAGUGCCUGGAGGAGAACAACCAAGAGAACAGAAUGAAGGAGAGUCUGGCCCUGUUUGGCACGAUCCUGGAACUGCCCUGGUUCAAAAGCACAUCCGUCAUCCUCUUUCUCAACAAAACCGACAUCCUGGAGGAGAAGAUCUCCACCUCCCACCUUGCUACCUACUUCCCCAGUUUCCAGGGCCCGAAGCAGGACGCGGAGGCAGCCAAGAGGUUCAUCCUGGACAUGUACACCCGCAUGUACAACGGCUGUGUGGACGCCGCUGACGGGAGCGGGAAGGGCUCGCGCUCCCGGCGCCUCUUCAGUCACUACACGUGCGCCACGGACACGCAGAACAUCCGUAAAGUCUUCAAGGACGUGCGGGACUCGGUGCUGGCCCGCUACCUCGACGAGAUCAACCUGCUGUGACCCAGGCUCCGCCUCCCCCUGGCUCGGAAGAGCGCGUGGCAGCCAGGGCCUGCGGGCGGGGCCGGCGCUCAGAGCCCCAGACCGCCGCGUCGCUCCAGGCCCGGGUGGGGGAGGACCACGAGUGAGUUGGGCAUGGAAGGCUAGUCACUGUCCCUCCUCUGCCCCACUCCAGGACAGCCCCUGGGAUCCCCUCUCUUGACUCAGUUUACUUCCUCGGAAAGGGAGCACAAGGCCAUUUGGGAUCCCAGGGUGGAGGAAAAGAUGGAGAGCAGGGGAUGGAGGACUUGUGUGGGUGGGGCUCUCUCAGGAUCCCACCUCCCGGUGUGUCCCCUCCUGGAAAGGAGUCUGGAACCCCCUAGGGGUGAUGCACACCCCCAGGGGUCGGGCAGUUGUCCUUCAGGCCCUGGAACCUGACUCUGGCGCCCUCUAGUGGACAGAAGACGGCAUCUCCCAGCUUGAGGUCUGGCUAGCUUAGAGACCUCCCUUCUGGGAGAAGAGACCCCUGGAAAACGGUGCCCCUUUAAGAGCUUCGUGACUCAGAGUAAGUCCUGUUACGGUUUGCAGAUGAGGGAAACAGACCCACAGGCAUCCCCCUCCUUUCCAGGCUGGGGGCUGGGCGCGCUGCAUCUUAAAACCUACUGUAUUUAUUCCCUCACCUGCAGGGCCCCUUGUGAGUUGGACAUUAAAGAAAUGCUAUUCUGGAGACCUGUGAUUUCUUAGGGGUGUAGUGUUUGUCCCCCUCGCGGUCCCUUCUCAGGUCUCCUGUCCCAGGUGGGAUAGAAACAUGGAGAAGGAAGGAAAAAGGUUUUGUGCUGGGCACAGUGCCCAGAGCUGUCAGGGAAAGUGUGAACUUUGAGCCAUUACGUGGAGUCCAACCUCUCUCCCCAGAGGGGGUUUAUUUAAGUCCACUUUGUGUUGCUAUUCACCCCAAAUUCCAGCAGCAGCUCCCACCCAUCUCUGAUGAAGAUGAAGAUAAUGACUCCACUGAUGCCAGACCGUGGUGUCCCACCAUCCUCAGGGAUGCCCCAUGUAGCACUAGCCUUAUCAUUCCCAUUUUACAGAUGAGAAAGCUGAGGCAUGAAGAAACUG
Messenger RNA from Molossus molossus (Pallas's mastiff bat), 2607 nucleotides. It is a transcript of the gene GNA15, whose product is annotated as G protein subunit alpha 15. Lineage: Eukaryota; Metazoa; Chordata; Mammalia; Chiroptera; Molossidae. The record is from RefSeq and is a predicted model, not a curated record. Bases 394 to 1518 code for a protein of 374 amino acids. Gene Ontology annotation, molecular function: G protein-coupled receptor binding; GTPase activity; guanyl nucleotide binding. Gene Ontology annotation, biological process: action potential; phospholipase C-activating dopamine receptor signaling pathway; adenylate cyclase-modulating G protein-coupled receptor signaling pathway. Gene Ontology annotation, cellular component: heterotrimeric G-protein complex. The transcript is spliced from 7 exons.